Messenger RNA from Triticum turgidum subsp. durum (durum wheat), 483 nucleotides. Lineage: Eukaryota; Viridiplantae; Streptophyta; Magnoliopsida; Poales; Poaceae. The record is from the annotation of a GenBank genome assembly.
AUGGCCGCGGUGGUCCGGAGCGUGUGGCAGGGCAUCAGGGAGAAGGGCCUCACCAACUUCCUCCGCCACGCCCGCGAAGAGGGAUACCUAAAAUGCCUUGGGGACGGAAACCUAUUGCAAACCAAAAUUCACAACAUUGGUGCAACCCUUGUAGGAGUUGACACUUUUGGAAACAAGUACUAUGAGAAACUACAUGACACUCAGUAUGGAAGGCAUAGGUGGGUAGAGUAUGCGGACAAGGGUCGCUACAAUGCAUCCCAAGUGCCUGCUGAAUGGCAUGGAUGGCUGCACCACAUUACAGACAGCACUGGAGAUAAGCUGCUGGAGGAGAAGACUAAAAAGUUCAUUAGGGAGCACAGACAGAACUACACCGGACAGGGUGACGACUUGAUCUACCACUCCAAGGGGCAUGCUCUGAACCCAGGGCAAAGGGACUGGACAAGGUACCAGCCUUGGGAACCAAAGAAAGAAGAGGCCACCUGA